UAGUGACGCACAUUCUCUGGGUCCGGACUUCUUCCUUCUUCAACUUCGCUUUGUCUGGUUUGUCACCGUCUUGGAUUCUUCCAGAAUCACAGAUACUACCAUUGCAAACUUGCACGCAAACUACUCUCUCUCUCUCUCUCUCUCUGUCUGUGUAGGUCUGCUCAAAUUCACUCUCAAUCAUAUCAUACACACAUUUCAAUUCCAAUAUCGAGAAUCGAACACCAAGCUGAAUCAAUGGCUUCACUACUCUCAACUACACCUAUUUCACCAUCAACAACCACUCUUCUCCCAACUCUUCUCUCUCUUCAUCCCUCCAAAUCCUCAUUCCUCCCUCCAACGCCUCGGAGGAGGUCACUUCUCUCUCCUCUCCGCGUAGCUGCUCCGCCUCCAACCACCGCCGCCGAAGAACAAUCCCAAUCUCUCUCCGACGGAGUAGAAAUCGAGACCCAAGAUCAUGAAGAGAGCUCUUCCUCUAAGUUCUCUUGGAGAGACCAUUGGUACCCUGUCUCUCUAGUCCAAGAUCUCGACCCUCGCAUCCCAACCCCAUUUCAGCUCCUCAAUCGCGACCUCGUCCUCUGGUUCGAUCGAUCUUCCUCCCAAUGGGCCGCUUUCGACGACAAAUGCCCCCAUCGUCUCGCUCCUCUCUCUGAAGGUAGGAUAGAUGAAAAUGGGCACUUGCAGUGUUCGUAUCACGGCUGGUCUUUUGAUGGUUGUGGAUCUUGUACUCGAAUCCCUCAGGCCUCGUCAGAGGGGCCUGAAGCUCGAGCUGUUCGAUCUCCGAGAGCGUGUGCGACUAGGUUUCCGACUAUGGUGUCUCAGGGUCUGCUCUUUGUUUGGCCAGAUGAGAAUGGCUGGGAGAGAGCUCAAGCCACCAAACCCCCCAUGUUGCCCAAUGACUUUGAGAAGCCCGAGUUUUCAACAGUGACGAUUCAGCGCGAUUUGUUCUAUGGCUAUGAUACCCUCAUGGAGAAUGUCUCUGAUCCUUCCCACAUCGAUUUUGCUCAUCACAAGGUCACAGGAAGAAGGGAUAGAGCCAAGCCUUUGCCCUUCAAGAUGGAGUCUACUGGCCACGGGGGCUUUGCUGGAUCAAAUGAUGAUAACCCAAAAAUCAGUGCUGAAUUCAUCGCACCUUGUUAUUACAUAAAUAAAAUAGAGAUUGACACGAAGCUUCCUAUUGUGGGUGAUCAAAAAUGGGUAAUAUGGAUUUGUUCCUUCAAUGUGCCAAUGGUACCUGGAAAGACCCGUUCAAUUGUUUGUAGUGCCCGAAAUUUCUUCCAGUUCACAAUGCCUGGUCCUGCAUGGUGGCAGGUGGUUCCUAGAUGGCAUGAGCAUUGGACUUCGAACAAGGUAUAUGAUGGGGACAUGAUUGUGCUUCAAGGUCAAGAAAAGAUCUUCCUUUCAAAGUCAAAGGAGGGUUCUAUGGAUGUCAACAAGGAGUAUACCAAAAUUACAUUUACACCCACACAAGCUGAUCGUUUUGUCUUGGCAUUUAGGAAUUGGCUGAGGCGACAUGGCAAUAACCAACCUGAGUGGUUUUUCAUCACUGACCAACAACCAUUGCCAUCUGCAGUCCUAUCCAAACGUCAGAUGUUGGAUAGAUAUGAGCAACACACUCUGAAGUGUUCAUCGUGUAGAAGAGCUUAUACGACAUUCCAGACAUUACAAAAGUUCUUAAUCGGCUCAUUUGUUUUCUGCUCUGCAACUGCUGGGAUCCCUUCAAAUAUGCAGUUGCGGAUUAUUUUGGGUGGAGUUGCAAUUGUAAGUGCUGCGUUGGCUUACGCUUUCCAUGAACUUGAGAAGAAUUUUGUGUUUGUUGAUUAUGUACAUGCGGAAAUUGAAUAACUUCAGGGGGAAAACCUGUUUGAGGCUGCCAUUAACAGUACAUAUGUCAGCAUAGGAAUUACAAACAAGUUUUGAGAGUUUUUACACUAUAGUUCUACACUUGUACAUUGGAUAAUUUGAUAUAUGUGUAUAGCCAGUGUUCCAUUCUCAUGUAUUACUAUUGAAGAAUGAUGUAAUUGAGGUGGUUAUAUAUAUAUGCCAUUUCUGAGAA
Molecule: messenger RNA, 2053 nt
Organism: Camellia sinensis
Lineage: Eukaryota; Viridiplantae; Streptophyta; Magnoliopsida; Ericales; Theaceae
Gene: ACD1
Product: Pheophorbide a oxygenase family protein with Rieske 2Fe-2S domain-containing protein
Cellular component (GO): chloroplast thylakoid; cytoplasm
Molecular function (GO): pheophorbide a oxygenase activity; 2 iron, 2 sulfur cluster binding; chlorophyllide a oxygenase activity
Source: RefSeq, a predicted model, not a curated record